Messenger RNA from Pyrus x bretschneideri (Chinese white pear), 1347 nucleotides. Its product is annotated as putative F-box protein At4g17565. The transcript has a single exon. Lineage: Eukaryota; Viridiplantae; Streptophyta; Magnoliopsida; Rosales; Rosaceae. The record is from RefSeq and is a predicted model, not a curated record. Bases 6 to 1292 code for a protein of 428 amino acids.
UGCAAAUGAUGCAGCCAAAACAAAAAACAUCGGAAAGGUGUCUGAGAAACCACUCCACCAUUGCACGGAGGAGGAUGAGAUCAAAUAACACAAAUUCUACGAAAGUACCAAGGUGGUCUGAGAUCCCACCAGAAUUACUGCAGUUGCUCCUGGAAAAGCUUCCCUCAUAUUUCGUCCACACCCUUCGAUUCAAAGCUGUUUGUCCUUCUUGGAAUCACGCUGCAAAAUCGUAUGUCUCCGGCCCAUCUUAUACACCACUGCCUCAAUCUCCAUGGCUCAUGCUCCCCGCUCAACGCCGGAAGAAGCGCCUCCCUAGUGAUCCUGAUGUGGAGGAGGAGGAGGGCUGCUUCUUUAGCCUAGCUGAGGAAAAGGUUUACAGGAUCAAGAGGAAUGUGUUUAGAGGCUUACGUGACGACUCUUAUUGGUCUCGGUGUGUGGGAUCAUCACAUGGGUGGCUAGCCAUUUGGAAUCCGAAAGCCGGGGAGAUAUUCAAAGAAAUCAUUUACCUUGCCAAUCCAAUUUGUGGUGAAAGUCGGACGCUUCCUCCGUUGCACGUUCCUCACAUUUCCAAAGUUGUCCUAUCCUGGAACCCCUCUCGCAAUCACAACUUUGUCGUUGUGGUGGCGAGUCACGGCGGGGGUGUAGGACGUCUAGAAUUCUAUAAGCAUGGCGGAGGUAACACUGCGUGGACCAAGCUAGACUUAGUUAGAGAACGUAAGUACUGUGAGAUUGUGUUCCACAAUUGGCAUUUGUUUGCAUUAUGCAGCGACCACUCAGUUCAUGUUUGGGACUUCGGUGAAACCUACAAUCAUCCCAAGAAAACCAUGGAGUUACAACCUUUGAUGGAGCAAAUGGUUUACGGUGAUGGCGACGGCAUAAGGCAUCGGUUGGUGGAGUCGAUGGGUGAGAUUUUGCUUGUGGAGCACGGACCGUUGCUCUACUCUAGUUGGGAUGAAAUAUCAGUGCCCUUUUAUGUCUACAAGUUAAACUUUGAUGCCAAAAUGUGGGAGAAGGUUGACUCUUUGGGCGAUCGUGCUAUAUUUCUUGUUGAAAAUCUGCCAACCAUGUCGUUAUCCACCCAUAAAUUGCCAGAACUCGAGGAAAACUCGAUUUACUUCACAGGCGAGGUGAGUGACUUGGUGCCCGAUGGGCGGCCUUGUGAUUUUUUUGAAUUUCAUCUUGGAGUAUACAAUUUAGAAACCAAAGUUGUUAAGUCGCUCUAUAAAUCUCGACUGGCUGGGAACAGAAAUAAUAAUUCGGAACCCGUUUGGAUUGUUCCCAAUCCACAGUGAGUUGAAUAAAGUGGAAGCUUUUAAACAUGUUUUGUUUUCGUCUACACAGUACUGU